Molecule: messenger RNA, 3075 nt
Organism: Haemorhous mexicanus (house finch)
Lineage: Eukaryota; Metazoa; Chordata; Aves; Passeriformes; Fringillidae
Gene: SELE
Product: selectin E
Exons: 14
Coding region: 161-1996 (611 amino acids)
Biological process (GO): leukocyte tethering or rolling; heterophilic cell-cell adhesion; response to cytokine
Cellular component (GO): external side of plasma membrane; membrane
Molecular function (GO): sialic acid binding; oligosaccharide binding
Source: RefSeq, a predicted model, not a curated record
GCCAUUCAGAGUCCAGACACUUGGAGCUGAACUUGAUUUUCAAGGCUGAGUUCAUUCACUUAGCUACAGCCUCUGGGAAGCAACGCAGAGGAAUUCUGUCACCUGGACACUGCAGCUACAAAAUCCAUCUGCUUAAAAGAUAGAGAAAACUCUCAGAAACAUGAUUUGCUUGCAGUUCCUAUCUCUUCUUACCUAUGGACUUACAGUGCUGCAGGGGGUGAAUGGGUGGACAUACCAUUAUUCAGACACAAACAUGACCUACAGGGAAGCAGAGCUGUGGUGCAGAAAGAAGUAUACUAACCUGGUUGCCAUCCAGAACAAGGAGGAAAUCAAGCAUCUCAAUGCCUUCUUACCCUUCAAUCCGGGUUACUACUGGAUUGGAAUCAGAAAAAUUAAUGGUGUGUGGACCUGGACUGGAACUAACAAAGAACUGACAGAAGAAGCAAGAAACUGGGCUUCAGGGGAGCCAAAUGGCAAAGGGAACAACGAGGACUGCGUUGAGAUCUACAUCAAAAGAGGGAAGGAUGAUGGCAAAUGGAAUGAUGAGCAGUGUGAGAAGAAGAAGGUUGCCUUGUGCUACACAGCUUCUUGCAACCCAUCUCUCUGCAGUGGCCAUGGAGAAUGCAUAGAGACCAUCAACAACCACACCUGCCAUUGCAACCCUGGCUUCUAUGGGCCUGAAUGCGAGUUUGUUAAGAGUUGUGAUCCACUAAAGAAACCUGAUCAUGGGAGCCUUGAGUGCCACCAUCCCCUGGGGGACUACAGCUACAACUCUUCCUGCAAAGUUCAGUGUGAGGAGGGCUAUGAGCUGACUGCACUGGAGUCUGUCCACUGUACCUCUUCUGGGCUCUGGUCUGCUCCCCUUGCAGCAUGCAAAGCUGUGACCUGCCCUGCCCUGGAAAUGCCUGUCCACGGGGCUGUGAACUGCUCCCAUCCCUCUGUGCAGCUCACCUGGGGAACCACCUGUGAGUUCACCUGCGAGGAAGGAUUUACCCUGACAGGACCAGCGACCCUGCAGUGCGGCUCUUCGGGGGCCUGGGACAGGCAGCAGCCAGCGUGUGCAGCUGUGCGCUGUGAGGCUGUCCCGCGGCCAGCAGAAGGCUCCGUGAGCUGUGACCGCGCUCCUGCAGAGCUCACCUCUGGCUCACGCUGCCACUUCCAGUGCCCCGAGGGAUUUGUCCUGGAGGGCUCACCCAGCACGGAGUGCACGGCACGGGGACAGUGGUCAGAGCCGGUGCCCACAUGCAAAGCUGUGACCUGCCCUGCCCUGGAAAUGCCUGUCCACGGGGCUGUGAACUGCUCCCAUCCCUCUGUGCAGCUCACCUGGGGAACCACCUGUGAGUUCACCUGCGAGGAAGGAUUUACCCUGACAGGACCAGCGACCCUGCAGUGCGGCUCUUCGGGGGCCUGGGACAGGCAGCAGCCAGCGUGUGCAGCUGUGCGCUGUGAGGCUGUCCCGCGGCCAGCAGAAGGCUCCGUGAGCUGUGACCGCGCUCCUGCAGAGCUCACCUCUGGCUCACGCUGCCACUUCCAGUGCCCCGAGGGACAUGUCCUGGAGGGCUCACCCAGCACGGAGUGCACGGCACGGGGACAGUGGUCAGAGCCGGUGCCCACAUGCAAAGUCAUACAGUGUGAACCACUGAGCUCUCCUGAGAAAGGCUCCAUGGAUUGCUCCCACGGGGCUGGGAUGUUCACCUACAACACCUCCUGCCACUUCAGCUGCCUAGAAGGAUGGAGUCUCAAUGGCUCUCGUGUUCUUGAGUGCAGCCACUCAGGAAACUGGAGUGCCAGCCUGCCCACAUGUGAAGCGUCUGACCAAGCCAGCUACAUCUCUGUGGGCAUAGCAGCCACUUCUGCCUCUCUGCUGUCCACAGCAUCAUUCCUCCUUUGGCUUGCAAGGCGCUUCCGGAGAAAAGCAAAGAAGUUUAUUCCUUUCAGGAACUGGCAGGAAACAGCCAGUGAAGGCAGUUUCCAAAGUGCUGGCGAGAAUGUCUAACUCAGGUGUUUCAGGAAUUGCAGCCACCUUCACUUACAUCUCAGAUUUCUGGAGAAUGAAACUGCCUGCAAAUCAGCAGCUGUCCAGAUGUUUUUGCCUUUUGCUGACAAGAUGAUUGACCUUGUGUGUGAUUCAGAAAUCUUGAACUCAAGCUGUCUGGUAUUUCCAUUGAAGAUAAAGAGAGAACUCUGGCCUUGUGGCCAAAUCCUGCCUCCAUUCAGGCAUGUGGUUAUCCUGAACUGGGAGCUUGCCAUCUCCUGUGCAGGUGGUGAGUAAGCAGUGCACUGCUGCCUAAAGAGGAGGCUGGUUCCUCCUCUGCUCCACUCAAAGGUACUGAGUGAGGUGAAGACAUGCUUUAUUUCACAUCACUUACUGCACAGCUGCAGCUGUCUCCUCUGGAGUCACAUGGGUUAUACUUGCAGAAACAGAAGAAUCAGGAUGGAAAAAUAUUCACUGAACAGCUUUUAAACUAUUGAUCUGGUUAGUGGAAGUCAGUUUAUUUUCAGAUGUCCCAGUCAAUAGAUAUGCCUGCAGUGAUAUGGGCAAUUAUUUGGGUUUCUGCUGCAUAUCCCAGAAAACUUAGAUGCCUUUUUUUAAAAAAUAUAACAGCACUAGGAACCAUGGUGCUUACACGGGGUACUCUGGUUUCUGAACACAGCAGGCAGAUCUGAAAUUAUCUCAUCCCUGUGGGAUUCUGUACUGUACUAUGUGUAUAUACAUAUGUAUUUAUUUGAGCAGCUUUUACUGUGGAUAUUUCUAUGCUCUUAACUGUAUAGGUAUUGUAAAAUACUUGUUCUUGAGUAGGUCUGUGGCUGUUGAUCAGAAUUUAUUUGAAAAUAAAUUGGAAGUGUUUGUAAGGAUUGCAUGCCUGCAUAUUGUUUACGAAUGAAAUGGAAGACUGAAAUUUGUAUGUAUGUGUAUUGAAAAUAUGAAUUUUUUUAGCUGUUAAAAGUCUUCAAAUGAGACUCUUUUAAUUUAUAUUUAAGUUAUGAUUAUAAAUUAAAAAUCUCUCAUUUAAUCCAGUAUGUAGUGUCCUGUUUGUAACAUUUUUUUAAUAAAAUGUUUUCAAUUUAACACUC